Molecule: messenger RNA, 792 nt
Organism: Dromaius novaehollandiae (emu)
Lineage: Eukaryota; Metazoa; Chordata; Aves; Casuariiformes; Dromaiidae
Product: acyl-coenzyme A synthetase ACSM4, mitochondrial-like
Exons: 5
Coding region: 30-527 (165 amino acids)
Biological process (GO): acyl-CoA metabolic process; fatty acid biosynthetic process
Cellular component (GO): mitochondrial matrix
Molecular function (GO): fatty acid ligase activity; fatty-acyl-CoA synthase activity
Source: RefSeq, a predicted model, not a curated record
GUGCCGGGGAGCCAAUCAACCCUGAAGUGAUGGGAGAAUGGGAAGAGCACACUGGGCUGGAUAUUCACGAAGGCUACGGACAGGCAGAAACCGAUGAUCCAGAGAAAACCGAGGCAACAAUACGCGGGAAGUUUUACGUCACUGGAGACAGGGGGAUUCUGGACGAAGACGGAUACUUCUGGUUUGUUGGAAGAGCUGAUGAUGUCAUCAAUUCUGCUGGCUAUCGCAUUGGCCCAUUUGAAGUAGAAAGUGCCCUAAUAGAGCAUCCUGCAGUGGUGGAAGCAGCAGUUGUCAGCAGUCCGGACCCCAUCAGAGGCGAGGUAGUGAAAGCCUUUGUUGUUUUAACAUCCAAGUAUGUUUCACAUGAUCCAGAAAAACUGAUGCAUGAGCUACAGGACCAUGUUAGGAAAGUUACUGCUCCAUGCAAGUAUCCUAGGAAGAUGGAGUUUGUUCAACAGUUGCCAAAAACUAUUAGUGGGAAGAUCAGAAGAAAUGAACUGCGCCAGAAGGAGUGGAGAAAAGUUUAGAAUUACUUGCUGCUUUUUUAUAUCUUUUACAAAGUCAGAUAUUGCUGAUUUACCCUGUAAUGUAAAGUAAAAGACAUUAUAGUACGGCCUUCUUAGUUUAGGUUUUCACAAAUUCUGGUCUGACUCCCAGCCCUUUGGCUGUCCCACAUGCUACAGUAACAGCCCAUGGCAAGCAAACAGGCAGAGUGAUACAAAUGAAAUGGGAAACACCGACAAGAGCACCGUAGUUGGUCCAUGUUAGAUAAAUGUAAUAAACAAUUGUAGG